AUGGAGUCUAUUAUAAAUUUAAUAUUUUAUAUAAUUAUUUUUUUAAUUUUAAUUGAUUUUUUAAAAAAGAAUAUAUCUUUUAGGAAAAAUGAGCCACCAAGAGGAGGUGUUGCAUUUCCAAUAUUUGGAGAUUUACCAAAAUUAGGAGAGAACCCUCACAGAUAUUUAACAAACUUGGCAAUGAAAAAAGGAGGAAUCUAUUCAGUUUGGUUAGGAGAUGAAAAAGUUUUCAUUUUAACUGACCCAGAAGCAGUUAGAGAUGCAUGGGUUAAACAGUUUAGAAAUUUUAGUGACCAUCCAAAAACAAAAAGUGUUAGAAUAUUUUCCGGUAAUUUUAAUGAUAUGGCCUUCGCUGAAUAUUCUCAAUGGAAAAUAAAUAGUAAAUGGGUAUCAUCUGCCUUCACAAAGACAAAAUUAAAAACUAUUGGUGAUUUAAUUGAAAAGGAAUCAAAUUAUUUUAUUGAACAUUUAAAAGCUUAUUCAAAUUCUGGUCAACCAAUAUUCCCAAAACCAUACAUAAGUAAAUUUGGAAUUAAUGUUAUUAGUGGUAUGAUGUUUAGUCAAGUUAUAUCAAAAGAUGAAAGUGUUGAUAAAGGUGCAAUGGAGAAAUUAACAGUUCCAAUUCAAGCAGUUUUUAAAAGAUUAGGAGCUGAUAAUCUUGAUGAUUUCAUUAGCAUUUUACAACCAGUAUUUUAUUUUCAAAAUGAAAAAUUUAAAAGACAAGUUCAAGAAAUUUAUGAUUAUUUAGAAGGAAUUUAUAAUCAACAUGAUACAAAUUUAGAUACUGAAAAUCCAAAGGAUUUAAUGGACUUAUUAAUUAUCUCAACUGAAGGUAAAGAAAGAGAUAUGAUUAUUCAUAUUGGUAUGGAUUGUUUAUUGGCUGGUAGUGAUAGUACUUCUGCCACAUGUGAAUGGUUUUGUCUAUUUAUGAUAAAUAAUCCAGAUGUUCAAAAGAAAGCAUAUCAAGAAUUAAUUAAUGCACUUAAAGAUGAAGAUAAUAAAAAAUUCAUCCCAAUCUCUAAAAAAGAUAAUUGUCCAUAUAUGUUAUCCAUCUUUAAAGAAGUUCUCCGUUUAAGACCAGUUGGUGUAUUAGGUAUUCCUCGUGUUGCUUUAGAAGAAACAACUAUAAUGGGUUAUACAAUUCCAAAAGGAUCUCAAAUAUUUCAAAAUGUUUAUGGAAUGAGUCAUCUCUUUGUAUCUGAUCCUUAUAAAUUUAAACCAGAAAGAUGGAUUGAAUAUAAAAAACAAAAAGAUCUUUUAAAAGAAAAAGAAAUGCAACAAUUACAAGAAGGUGCUGAUGUUGUUAUUGAUAAUAAAAAUAACAUUAAAAAUAACAACUCAAGUAACAAACCUAAUUCAAAAACAAAUUCUAUUUUUGAUGAUUUAGAUAAAGUUUCCAUUCCAUAUUCAGUAGGUAAUAGAAAAUGUCCAGGUGCAUCUCUCUCUGAAUUGGCAUUAUUUUCAUUGUGUUCAAAUAUUCUUCUCAAUUUUGAACUUAAAUCAAUAGAUGGAAAACCAAUUGAUGAUACUGAGGUUUAUGGUUUAACAAUUCAUACUAAAGUACAUCCAAUUAGUUUAACACUAAGACCAUAA
Dictyostelium discoideum AX4 is the source of this 1593-nucleotide messenger RNA. It is a transcript of the gene CYP519A1, whose product is annotated as cytochrome P450 family protein. The record is from RefSeq and is a predicted model, not a curated record. The transcript is spliced from 3 exons. The coding region runs from base 1 to 1593 and encodes 530 amino acids. Lineage: Eukaryota; Evosea; Eumycetozoa; Dictyosteliales; Dictyosteliaceae.